AGUUUGAUGGUUAAAGAAAAAAGAAAUUCAUCGUAAUAAUGCUAUAUAUGUUACAUGCAGUGACAGAUGGUGAGCAAUUGAAAACUUCCGUCUGACUCGCUCCAUUGUAGCACAGCAAAUCUCCCUCGUCCCACGCUUGCCUUCUUCUUCUCCUCCAUCUCUAACAAAUUACCAACCAAACAAACAGACAGCCAAAACAACAAAAAAAAAAAAAAAGAAAACGCAGAGAUCAGAAAAAAAAAAAAUUAAAAUCGCAGUUAAUAAUUUUACCUAAUUCUAGUAAGUGUGAAUGAAACACGGAGGCGGAGGAAGGAGAAAGCCGGCCGGGUCAACAGAUGAAAAACCGGCCGAUCCUCACGGCCGUCGCGACAAUCUAGCCGGUCUAACGCUCUUCGCGGUGUUAGGCGGCGAAGAUGAGGUGUCGCCUCCUCCUCCGACAGCUCAGCAGAGCAAGACUACGACUACGACUACGACAACGACGACAGCUCAGCAGAGCAAAACUACGACAACGACGACGGCUCAGCAGCAGAGCAGGACGACUCACCUGGAUGCCAUAAAAGACGACCCCAACGGCGGCAAGGACCACAAGAAAACAUGGAAACAUUUCAAGGAGAAACUCGGCCUGAAGGACGCCGGCGACGGCUGGACUUCCAGCACUCCCAUCCCCGCCUCGGACGUACCGAUCCAUCCGAUGAGCAGCCGGACAAUGAGCCGGAGAGCUUCCAAUCGCUUUCCUUCGGGAGAGUAUCCGGCGGACGAAUACAAGCCGGAGCUAGCCGCAUCGGGGAGGAGAGAGCUUCGAUCCUCUCCGUCGAAUAGAAUGUCGUUGUCGAGGAACCAAAGCCGGAGCCGGAGCCUGAGGUUCCAGAACUCGGCGUCGAUCAAAAGAUCGGGGAUGGAAGGAGAAGAGAGCGGAAGCGGGGAGGGAGGAGAAGGAGAGGAAGCGGGGAUGAGGAUGUCGUUAAUGGCGUUGUUGGAGGAAUCGGAAGGGGGAUUGAUGAUGGAUGAAGAGGAGGAAGAAGAAGACGGUUGCGAAGAUUACGGCGGAGAAUUCCAUAACUGCUGUGUCUGUAUGGUUAGACACAAAGGAGAGGCGUUCGUGCCAUGCGGACACACCUUUUGCAGGCUCUGCUCAAGGGAGCUCUGGGCUGAGAAGGGCAAUUGUCCACUCUGCAACAAUUUCAUCCUCGAAAUUCUCGACAUUUUCUGACAAUCCAAUUUAGGGAAAAUCACUCAAAUGUGUUAUAAUUUAUUAUAAA
This is a messenger RNA of Ipomoea nil (Japanese morning glory), 1259 nucleotides long. RefSeq lists its product as uncharacterized. NCBI's taxonomy places the organism in Eukaryota, Viridiplantae, Streptophyta, Magnoliopsida, Solanales, Convolvulaceae. Bases 290 to 1210 code for a protein of 306 amino acids. The record is from RefSeq and is a predicted model, not a curated record. The transcript is spliced from 2 exons.